Plectropomus leopardus (leopard coralgrouper) is the source of this 654-nucleotide messenger RNA. Lineage: Eukaryota; Metazoa; Chordata; Actinopteri; Perciformes; Serranidae. The record is from RefSeq and is a predicted model, not a curated record.
GCUUACUGUGGGUUCAAAGGUCACGGCCACAAUGAACCCGACAUCGCCACGGGGAAGUGGGGCUGCGGAGCCUUUAACGGAGACCCUCAGCUCAAAGCCGUGAUCCAGCUGAUGGCGGCGGCGAAGGCGAGGAGAGGUCUGGCCUUCUUCACCUUCCAGGACGAGCAGCUGAAGCGGAGUCUGCAGCAGACGCACCGCCUGCUGGUCACAGAGGGAACGACAGUCGAGAAACUGUACGGACUCCUGGAGGAUUACUGCGCCGCUCAGCAGGCGUCCGGCGGCGAGCACGUGGAUCUGUUUGAGUUCAUCAGAAACACCAUCAGACCGUCCAGGAGUCUGCUGUGAGUCCACGUCACGUCUGAGGCUCAGUUUGCACUAAAAUCUAACAGAUGUCCUGCAGAAAUGAAGUCGCUACUUAAUUUUCUUGUUAAUUUUGUAAAGAUUAUUUUUUGUGUCGAUAGAGUAUGGAUAACAAGAGAAUGAAGGCAGACACAGCGAAAUGUACGGAGGCUGACGAGGGCCAAUGUGCUCCAAAAAUAUUUUUAUAAGGAGAAAUAUACCUCAGCUUGAGGUACAAUGACAAAUCAAAAAUAUCCAAAAAUUUAAAUAAAGAGAAAUAAAAGAAAGAAAACAAUCUGCUAAUGAAAAAAAUGC